Molecule: messenger RNA, 1440 nt
Organism: Ectocarpus sp. CCAP 1310/34
Lineage: Eukaryota; Phaeophyceae; Ectocarpales; Ectocarpaceae
Source: the annotation of a GenBank genome assembly
AUGGCGGGCCGCAGAACCGGGGGGACCACUCCGGACGGCUCGCAGGCAGGAGACACAAAUAGCAGCGAGCAGAUCGACAGCAUGCGGUCUGAGAUCAGUUCGCUGACACAGCAAAUGGGCCAGCUGAUGCAGCUGGUCGGAGGACUUGCUGCACGUAUAGAGGAGAAGUCCGGCGGUGCCACGGAGGGCGCCGCUGAAAGCGGCGGCGCCGUGGAGAGCGUCGCCACAAGCACGACAGGUCAUUUUGGGACCAUGCAUCGCGACGGGAGCGCCUCGCGGUGGAACAAAGUCUACGGUCUCCGGCGGAAGUCCGACGCGCUGGCGACAACGAAAAGGCUGCUGGCGGACGUGGGGCGGUACGACCUCGGACGAAUCGAAUGUUUCCGCGUCGACAACGGCACAGAGUGGACCCGCGGCGAUUUCCGGCGCUUCUGCGACGACAACGGCAUCGGCGUCGAGUUCACCCCGCCCGGCGUCCCGCAGUACAACGGCGUCGUCGAGAGCGCCAUCUGGCGGAUCAUGAAGGCCGGCAUGGCCGCCCGCCGGAGCGCUGGCCGUGUGUUCCACGUCGGCUUCGCCUCCAUCCCCGGCCUCGACGAGCGUGGUGACCGUCUUUGGAUGGAAUCGGCGAAGUGGGCCGCCGACGCUCUCAACCAGUCGGCGACCAAGGCCAACCCCGGGCGGCGCUCGCCGCACGAGAUGUUCACCGGCGAGCAGGGGCCGUUCCGCGUGCUGCCGUUCUUCCAGCCCGGCUUCAUGCGCGAGGACCGCCGCACCAAGCUCGACGACCAGGCCACGCUCUGUUACUACCUGAACGGCGGCGACAACCACCCGAGCGGCACCGUCAAGGUCCUCAAGGCGUCCACCGGCCGCGUCGUCUACACCAACAACGUGUCGUGGGUGACGUCGGCGCCAGCCGGCGAGGGGGGUUCCGCUGGUAUCACCGCUGCGCCGACACCCCCCCCGUUCACGCCGCCGGUCGUCUCGAUCAACUUUGGCCCAGCACCGACGCCUUCGACCGCCACACCGCCACCGCCAGCGCCCACGCCGUCGCCCGCUCCCGCUCCCGCUGCCUCUUCGACCCCUGCCGCAACGCCGCCGCCAGCGACCACGCCGCCGCCCGCUCCCACGCCUUCACAGCCGCCCUCUGCCACUUCGCCGUCACCAUCGGCGACCCCCGCUCCUGGCAAUCCGUCCUCUGCCUCUCCGCCGUCACCGUCGGCGACCCCCGAUCCAGACCAGCCGCCGCCGCCGCCGGACCCCGCGAUGCCCCCGCUUACGGCUCACGCCAUGCGGCAGCUUCGCCCGGGUACAAAGGCCGAGGGUAUGACAGACCCGCGGCUGCCAAGCCGUACGAGAUCGGGCACGAGGCACAGCACAGGACUCAUCUCGAUGCUAGACAGGAAGUGCGAUGCUGGAGGCUUGGAGCGCGGUGGAUAA